Molecule: messenger RNA, 204 nt
Organism: Rodentolepis nana
Lineage: Eukaryota; Metazoa; Platyhelminthes; Cestoda; Cyclophyllidea; Hymenolepididae
Source: the annotation of a GenBank genome assembly
AUGGAAAGUGCAAGACGUUCAUCUACGGAGGCUGCGACGGAAAUGGUAAUCGAUUUUCGAGUAAAGAGGAUUGUGAAAAAAUUUGUGGUGGUUCAGGUAAUUGAAAUUAUAUUCAAAUUGAAUCUAUGUAAAUAUCUUAUUCUAUGCUCAAUUAGUAAAUUAAAUAUUACGAUUGUCAGAUUUGUAAAGCAAGAAGUGUUCUGA